GCAAUGUAGCAAGAGCGGAAUAUCCCAAUUCGAGAGGCAGGAGGGGGGAGGAGGGGGAAACCAACGGCUCCGCGGCCCUUUGUACUAAACCUGCGACCGUUAGCGCUCGAGCGCGCAGUGCGAAGGACGAAGCGGAAGGCAGUGGAGGGCGUGUGGAGAAGAGUCCCAGAGCCUCGGGGGGGCAUCGGCGGUAACUUCUCGCUGGACACGUGAGAUCCUGAAACGGCGAGAGGAGGAGAGCGGCGCGCGGAGAACAGUGCAGGUAUGGCGGCGUUACCCAGAACCCUCGGGGAACUGCAGCUCUACCGCAUUCUGCAGAGGGCCAACCUGCUGUGCUACUACGACGCCUUCAUCCAGCAGGGCGGCGACGACGUGCAGCAGCUGUGCGAGGCCGGAGAGGACGAGUUCCUGGAGAUCAUGGCGCUGGUGGGCAUGGCCAGCAAGCCGCUGCACGUGCGGCGCCUGCAGAAGGCGCUCCGCGACUGGGUCACGAACCCGGCGCUCUUCAACCAGCCCCUAGCGUCGCUGCCCGUCUGCAGCAUCCCUGUGUACAAGCUGCCCGAGGGAUCCCCGCACGCCAAGGUGCCCAAAUGCGUGCCGGCCGCGUGCGCCGACCCCGGCAAGCCCGAUGCGGCCAACGCCAACGCGGCCACCGGCUCGCCCCUGCAGAGCGGCAGCGAGCCGCGCUUCUGGGCCGGCCACGGCGCCGAGAGCGAGCACAGCUUGUCCCCGGCCGAUCUGGGCUCGCCCUCGUCCCCGCGCGAGGGCCUCGAGGCUCUGGACGUGGCCGCCGUGCAGUCGGUGGCGGAGUGCGUGGAGCGCAUGGCCCAGGCCCUUCCGCGAAGCGACCCCGCCGAGGUCAAGGAGCAGCUCCGCAGCAACAAGAAGCUGGCCAAGAUGAUCAGCCACAUAUUCGACAUGAGCGACGAGGACCCCCGCAAGGAGGAGGAGGUCCGCAAAUACAGCGCCAUCUACGGGCGCUUUGACUCCAAGCGCAAGGAUGGAAAGCAUCUGACGCUGCACGAGCUGACGGUGAACGAGGCGGCGGCCCAGCUGUGCAUGCGGGACACGGCGUUGUUGACGCGCAGAGACGAGCUCUUUGGCCUGGCUCGCCAGAUCUCCCGUGAGGUCACCUAUAAGUACACGUACCGCACCAGCAAAUCUCGGUGCGGAGAAAGAGACGAGCCGUCCCCUAAGAGGAUAAAAACAGAGGAAGGGUGCUUUGACCUCCAGGAGGCGCUGCGGGCGAUCCACAUGCGGCAGGAGACGCUGAAGGAGCAGCUGGCGCUCGCCAAGUCCAAAGGAGAGGAGACGGCGGUGCGGAACAUCCAGGUGCAACUGGACCGCCUGCUGGCCAAGCAGAAGGAGAUCCUCCAGGAUGAGGUGGCCCAGGAGAGACUGCAGGCUCUGGACUGGAGAGUCCCAUCCGGGGCUUUCAGACACAGCGCUGAGCGACAGGGCAGCAACGGCCUUUCCGCCGACAAGACCGUCGAUCACCAAGUUGCAGAGCGGCCGUUGAACCUGCGCAUGCCGGGGCAGCGGGCGCCCCCCGCCGAAGGAGACACGCCCCUGGGGAAGCAGCUGGCCAGCGAGCUCAAGAGGCACCACUUGACCGGGGAGGCCAAGGUCGCGUCCGCAGAAAAUGGAAUUGGGACCGACUUCUCCCAGCAAGUUCUGAACCUCUCGGACAAGAAGACCAUCAAAUCGGAGCCGGAGGACUCCAGAUAGCGCCUCGGGCUGUGAAACCCCCCCACACCAUCACUCCGCCACACACAUACACGCACGCACGCACACACACACACACACACACAGCUCAGCCGUCUGUCAGUGGAAACUAAACAAGCCCAGCUGCAGCAGAGCCUUAACAACCAACGUUGCCUCGAGAAAGAAACGCGUUCCUUUGUGUCGUCUUUCGUGUUGCCGAAGCGCCUAAGACCUCCAGUCAGUGCUGGGGGAGACCCCUCUGUGUGCCCAGUGAUGGCGCGGCACCUCCUGAGUGCGACUGGCUAGGGCCACAGCGGUCUCUUUUUUGUACAUAUGUCAUUUCACUGAAAGCUGUUGUAUAUGAUCUUAUUUAAUGAUGUGCCGUGUAUAAAACUUAAAUAUUUGGACAACGUUCCUCCCCUGAAUUCCGGGGAUCGUCAGCGCUGCGUGUGCGUGAGCGCAUUCUCCUCACCCAGCGCUUCUCCACAUGCACAUGCGGGGACUGGAUUUGCUCCCAUUGGAUGAGAAGUGUAUGUGUUGCCAGUGCAGCGGAGGGCGGAUGGCAGAUGCUGAAGAUGGUGCGCCCUAAUGGCAGCAAGCGUGCUGUCGCGUACCAGGUCCUCGAACCUGCAGCGGCUCUUCGUCAUGCUGCCUGUUAACUGAUUCAAGAGAACACCUCGCAAAAACACCACCUUCUAUGACUUCUCAAGCUUUCCACGUCAGGAUGGAGCUGGACAGGCUGCAGGGGCCGAUGAACAGUAAUUCCCUUCUCUAAUUCAGGUCCGGCAGUGUACAGAAGAGUAAGCUUCAGCUUAGACUUCAGCCAUGAAGGAUAAGCGCAAGUCAUACUUUGUCUUGAUGUCAGCAUUCCUUUUCAGGAAGGAAUAGGUCUUAAUCUCACCUUAGAGAAAGCGAUUUUAAAAAAUCGCACAUUGUUGUACAAUUUUUUUUUUUUUUUUUUUUUAGGAGGGAAUAAAUCAUAAUCUGGUUUAUUAUGUACAUAGUCUGAAAAAUCACCUAAUGACUUGAUCCGUAAAGCAGGGUUUUGUUCUUGUGUCAUUCUGACGUGUACCUUACUGCAUCGAUUCCAGUACUAUGUUCCAGUUACUAGAGCAAUACCAAAUAGCUGUUGUUGGAAAAACCUAGUGAAAGUGUCUAGUUGUCGCAACCCCCUAGAUUGUUCAAACAACUAUAUUUCUAUGUUGACUAGUGUAGUCAUAGUUCUAGUUUGACUGAUUUCCAGUUUUACCUGUGACUGAUAUGCACCGUUUUUUGUUUUUCUUUUAAAUUCAAAAGCCAAUGUUCCUUUGCUGUUAGAAUAAGCAUAAAAGUAUUGUGUCUCGUGUGUUUCCGAUAAGCGAACUCAUCAAUGUUAGAACUGUUGUUGUAGUUUAUUGUGUGAUAUAUGCAUUACGUAGUCGUAGUCGAGGCAGUUUCAGCUCAAGGGUUAAAGUGGAGUGUGUUUUUGGGUUUCCCAAUUUCUGUACGUUCCCAUUCGGAUUCGCCUGGUUAUUGUGUGUUCGUCUAAAUGGCCGUCGAUGAUCUAUACCUCCUCGGUCAGCAACGCAGACUGUCUGUCCUGGACCACGUGAACGAGUCCCUUCGGAGUUCUUGUGGGGGGGAAAAAAUAAAGAGCGGUCGAGUCUGAUGUUACGUUCAAGCGGCAGACACUUCUUUUUUUGAGUAUGCAAAACUUUACACUUCUUAAGUGCCAUUGCGAUGGAGGGAAAUGCAGAGCAAGAAGCAACGCAAAGAACAUGACAGGAAGAGGCCAUCAUUAGAAAGUUUUAGAGGAAUGAUGUGGUGUCAUUCAGUCUGACGUUUAUCUUACCCUUUACGUUGUAUUUUUGUUGUUCCGAUUUUAGCCUAACCUCAAGUUUAAGCUUCUCAUCCCCUGCGGAGUAGGGGAUCCUUUGACAAAGGCAGAAUAACUUGUAUGAUACAAAUCCAACCUUGUAAUGAAACUUGAUUUCAGUGUUGUGCCUGACGUGUGACGGACUCAAAACGUAACGUUGUGUUUCACAAGCAACUCUCUUCUAAACGUACCGAUACGAACAAAGUUCUCCGGAUGUCCCGUUGAGAUAUGCGAAAGCAAGGGGAAUACUUUCAGAGAGUUUUAUUGGUAACCUUGGCUUUCUGUAUGAUGGUUAUGCCCUCGAGAUAAUCAUCAAGUGACAUGUAGCCUGUCAUAACUGAAAUGUCAUGAAGAGUGUGUAUUGUUGUGUAGGCUGACACAGGGUUUAACCGUUUUUAGUAAAACAUGCGGACUCAGCAAUAGCAGGUUUAUAGACUCGCCUGAAUGCACCACAAGCAAUACUGUACUAACAAGGAUGUUUUUGGGGCCCCUAAUUUCGUUGUCUUGGUUACUGUCCUUUUUAUGGCCUUUAUGUCAGCUUUUAAUUUUUUUUUUUUUUUUUUUGUCUUGCCUCGUAGUGUUCUCUGUCGGAGGGCCAUGCAUAUUGAACUAUGGGAUAAUACAGUGUUUCUUGUCAGUAGACUUUCUAUCUGUACCUAUCACUGUUGUCGUGAGUGAAAAACAAACUUGUUAGGUUAUGUACCUGUUGUUUUGUAAACACUAAUAUAUUUAAUUUGUUAUACAGCACACGGACAUUAAACUCUAUUUUUUUGA
Scleropages formosus (Asian bonytongue) is the source of this 4333-nucleotide messenger RNA. Its product is annotated as NGFI-A-binding protein 1-like. The transcript has 9 exons. The record is from RefSeq and is a predicted model, not a curated record. Gene Ontology annotation, molecular function: transcription factor binding; transcription coregulator activity. Gene Ontology annotation, biological process: negative regulation of DNA-templated transcription. Gene Ontology annotation, cellular component: nucleus. Bases 265 to 1728 code for a protein of 487 amino acids. Lineage: Eukaryota; Metazoa; Chordata; Actinopteri; Osteoglossiformes; Osteoglossidae.